AUGGACGCGAUUGCAGUAGAAAUGCACCUUGGUAAUUUUAAGGGACCGCAACUGGAUCUCUGGAAUUUAAAAGAGUUUUUGCAAUUGGGGCAUGACAAAAGUGGGUUUUGGCAUAUCCUAGCAGAAGGUCGUCAUGUUAGUCAAGUUAGAUCAUUGAAAAAGGGUACAUGGAACAGUAAUCAGUUAGAAUUGAUGUAUGUUUUAUAUUCGAAUGGAUCGAACAAUAUAUGGGAACAUUCGCUGUUGGAUCCUCAAACAUCGACAAAAGUUGGUAGAAAACCAAGAUCCAGUGAUCCAGUGUUUCCGAUAAAGGAAAAUUUCAUUAAAGCAAAAUAUGCUCAAAUGGCAUUUACAAUACGACCUGCAAAAGAUGAUUGUUUGAUAAGUCAAGAAGAUUUAAAUCGUCAGCUAUGGUCUUGCGUAAGAACUGCUCAUGUAGAAACGACAUUAAGAUUAUUGGCCCUUGGUGCGGACCCAAAUUAUGCAGAUCCAGAAAAAAAAAAUGCUCCACUACAUAUAUCUGCAAAAGAAGGGCAAUCAUUACAGGUAGAACUAUUAUGGAUUUAUGGUGCUGAUGCUGGGCAGCUUAAUGCUGCUGAUCUUACACCAUCUCAAGUAGCGAAAUUGGAGAAUCAUAAUGAUCUGUCAGCAAGACUGGAAGAAUUACAAUUCGAAGUGACCAAUAGACUAAGCAUGUAUCUUUGUGGCAGGCGUCCAGAUCAUUCUAAGGAGCAGUAUUUUCUGAUUCCUGAUUUGGUAGGAGGCAGCGAUGAUUCGACAACUUUUAAACGAUCACAGCAACAACUUUGUGCUGCAUCUUGUUCUCAAUUUGAGCGAUUAGUACAGGAUGUUUAUGAUGAGGUGGAUAGGAGGGAAACAGCUACUGCGUGGAAUGUGACGAUGCAAGGAAUGCAUAAUUCACACUUAGGCAAUGAUCAGUGCAUUGCUGUGUUUUUACCGCCGAAUCCAGAUUUUUCUGCGACUCGUAAUCAGCUGAGACAAAAACUCGCUAAAUUCACUUCUAGAGAUUUUGCUAUUCUAAUUAUCGACAUUUUAAAUGAAGCGAAGCGUCGAUAUUUCGGUCUACCGAACAAAAAUGAUGACAGUUUCAUGAAUAAAACAGGACCUGAUGAAUUGAAUCUCACAUCUGAUGAUUCCGAAUUUAUAAUGACUAAAAGUGAUGGAGGUACUAGAGAUUAUGAUGAAGUGGCGGAUAGUCCACAAGGCAAACGACAGCGAUCUGAAAGUGUUCGAAGAUUAUCUGAAAGGAAAAGUGGACUUAGUGAUAGUAUAUUGCAAGCCAUUGGAAACGUCUCGAUGGAUGACUAUCUUUACUUAAAAGAAAAAGUAUUAACAACCGAAUCGAGUAUUGCUUCAUUAGAAAAAGGAAAUGCGCAUAUUUUAAGAAUAUUAUCAGAUUUACAAUCGAAUAUUGAUCGCAUUAAUACAGAUAACAUUGAUUUACACUUGGCCAUUAAAAAAUUACUGGAGAAGCCGGUAAUUAUCAGUAUUCAGAUAUCUAUUAGAAUUAAGAAAAACUUUGAUAAUUUCACUAAUAUACAUGAAAAGCAAUAUAAAAAAAAAUUACCAUGUGGAACACCUGAUGCAUAA
Dracunculus medinensis (Guinea worm) is the source of this 1611-nucleotide messenger RNA. The record is from the annotation of a GenBank genome assembly. NCBI's taxonomy places the organism in Eukaryota, Metazoa, Nematoda, Chromadorea, Rhabditida, Dracunculidae.